Pogoniulus pusillus (Red-fronted tinkerbird) is the source of this 3127-nucleotide messenger RNA. RefSeq names its product DnaJ heat shock protein family (Hsp40) member B12 (gene DNAJB12). Gene Ontology annotation, molecular function: Hsp70 protein binding. Bases 22 to 1146 code for a protein of 374 amino acids. Gene Ontology annotation, cellular component: endoplasmic reticulum membrane. The record is from RefSeq and is a predicted model, not a curated record. The transcript is spliced from 9 exons. NCBI's taxonomy places the organism in Eukaryota, Metazoa, Chordata, Aves, Piciformes, Lybiidae. Gene Ontology annotation, biological process: cellular response to misfolded protein.
CCGGCCGCCGCCGCCGCCGCCAUGGAGUCGAACAGGGACGAGGCGGAGCGGUGCAUCGGCAUUGCGCUGGCCGCCGCCAGGGCCAACCAGACCGACAAGGCCCGCCGCUUCCUGGAGAAGGCGCAGCGCUUGUACCCCUCGCCACGGGUCCGCGUUCUGCUUGAAUCACUGAACAAGAACGAGCAGUCAGCCAAUGGCCAGUCCCAGUCCAAGGAGUCCACAAAUCCUCACUUCAGGAAGAUGAGCGGAGACUUCCCUUCGGCCAACGGAGAGGCUGGUGGGGAGGCCCCCAAGGGCUACACUCAGGACCAGGUGGAUGCAGUGAAGAGGGUAAAGCAAUGCAAAGAUUACUAUGAAAUUCUGGGAGUAAACAGAGAAGCUUCUGACGAGGACCUGAAAAAGGCUUACCGGAAACUUGCACUGAAGUUUCACCCAGAUAAGAACCACGCACCAGGGGCUACAGAGGCAUUUAAAGCCAUCGGUAACGCGUACGCCGUGUUGAGCAACCCGGAGAAGAGGAAGCAGUAUGACCAGUUUGGAGAUGAGAAACUCAACCCUGCUCGCCAUGGCCACAGUCACUCAGAUUUCCACCGCGGCUUCGAGGCAGACAUCUCACCCGAGGACCUCUUCAACAUGUUUUUUGGUGGUGGUUUUCCUUCUAGUAACGUUCAUGUCUACAGCAACGGCAGGAUGCGAUAUACCUACCAUCAGAGGCAGGACAGGCGAGAACACCAGGGUGAUGGUGGCCUUGGCUUGUUUGUCCAGCUGAUGCCUAUCCUCAUCCUGAUCAUUGUGUCUGCUCUCAGCCAGAUGAUGGUCUCCAGCCCACCCUACAGUUUGAGCCACAGGCCGUCUGUGGGUCACACACACAGGAGAGUGACAGAGCACUUGAAAGUCCCCUACUACGUCUCUGAGAACUUUGCAGACGAGUACACGGGCACCAACCUGAAGAACGUUGAGAGGAGCGUGGAGGAUGACUACAUUGCCAACCUUCGAAAUAACUGCUGGAAAGAGAAGCAGCAGAAGGAAGGCUUGCUGUAUCGGGCACGCUACUUCGGAGACUCGGAUCUGUACCAGCGGGCACAGAAGAUGGGCACCCCCAGCUGCAGCAGACUGUCAGACGUUCAGGCCUCUCUGCACGGAUAGUCCCCGCCGGCCCGCUCGGCAGAGUUCUAAACUUGAAAUGCCUGAAGACUUUUUGGUGAAGCGUGCUGAGCUGAGGUGACAGAGACUUGACAUUUACCACGAAUCAGACCUUUUAUCUUCAAAAAUGGAAUUGGAGAACUUAAGCGACGCACAAAGUGACACCUCCCUUCUCUCCGCCUGCCUCCGCUGCUCGACCUUGCCGUCCCGGGCAGCGAGCGGGGCAGGAAAUCAGGCUGCUGCCCAAUCUUCCUCCUUCCCCUUCCCAACCAGUCUCCUUGCUCCCGGGAUCCCAUCACCCACACAGAGUGGGAAACGUAACACUAAACUAACUGCAGAAGCCCCGAGGCAGAAGGAGACCCUUAUGCCACCAGGCUUGGUCGCUGCCGAUGGGGGGAGAGAGAGAGAGAGAGAAAUUGGACGAUUUGCUGACACAACUUUCAAAAGAAAAAUAUAAUCUAUUUAGAGUUAAUUUAUAGCUGUAUAUACGUUGUACUUUUAAACUAUGCAGGGGUUGGAUGAUUAAAUUAUUUCGUUUUCUGUCCAGUUUGGCAAAGAAGGAAGCAGGGAAGAUCCCUUCCCAGGGAGGUGUCUCGCUCCUGCAGCGCUUUCCUGCCCAACUCUGAGUCCAGCCUCCCUUGGCAGCUGCGGUAGCUUUGCUUGCUGGAGGACAGCGGCGUUCUGCGGCGUGGGAUGUGCCAGUGCCAGCCUCUGAGGGGGUUAAGCAAAGAAAUUCCACAUCUGUAGGAGGUGACAGAGAAACGGAAGGGGGGGCUGGGGGCCGGCGGGGAGCUGCCCGGCUCUGCCCGGCUCUGCGGCGGGGCUUUUGCAGUGCUGGCAGUCAGCUGAGCCCCGGCGUCGCACUCGCUGAGGGGAAGGAUUGUCCUGGAUGGCUUUUGCUCAGCGUUGGGUCAAUUUGUGCACGGAACUUCAUUUUUUUUUGCAGAGCCUGCUUUAAUUCUGCCUCGUAAUCACCGGGCACUCGUGCUGUAAAGAGGCCUUUCCGCCCACCACCUCCCUCUGCAGGGGUUUUGUCUGACCCAGCCUGGGCUGGGGAGUCCUCACCCACCCAGCAGCGCUCCUGUUUGCAGUGUGGCUGUGGCCUUGACACCCUGUCCCUGAUGCUUCCUAGAGGAGACCUGUAAAAUACUGCAAAUUCCUAAGAAAAGGAGCUUCCUACUGCUUCUGUUGAAAGAAGUUUUUGGGGGGGAAGAGGGCAGAGUGCAGCCCAAGCUCUCCUUGGCACCCACCUGAGUUCUGCAGCACAUCUCUUGCUGGAGGACGGGUGGCAGAGUGGCAGGAGGGAGCGGGGGGUUAGGAGCCAUCACUUUAAAGCAAAGCUGGCACUGGCAGAGCUACCUGCCAUGGGAUAAACUGGAUUUAUUUUAUUGUUUUGGGGUACUCUGCAGCUCACGUUUUUGUCUAAAGCCGUUUCCAGUGAGAACCAUCUCCCAGCACGCUUGGGGGAAUGACUCAAAAGCACGGUGACUCCCAGGUGGGGUGGCCAGGGCUGGAAGAGAGCUGAGGGGUGAGGUGGUUUUGUUUUUCUCUCUGGUUAGGAAUCCAAGUGUUCUGUUUUCAGCUGUUUGUUUAUUUAGCAGAAUAUCAGCCCUCCUGGUAACUUGCAAACCUUACCCCACAGCCACCACCACUCACACCUGAUUGGAAGGGGGUUUUUAUUAAGCAAUUCCUUUUGGAAGGAAUUGGGUGGGAUUCUAUGAUGUAGAAGUCACUCUUCAGAGAGGCACAGGCAUGGGGAAGGGGCUAACUGAAAAUGGGGCUCACAGAAGGUGCUGGGUGUCCUACACAACACCCAGAGCCUGCACACCAAAACCUCCUGAUUCUUUUCUUUUCCCAAUAGCCACCCGUGGCUAGUGAGGAGCAAGGAAGCGUUGAUCCUGAGGGAUGCUGACAGGGGCUGUACCUCUCUGUCUAGAAUUAAUUCUACCAGUUGUACAUCUAUAAAUAAAUGUUUAUAAGAUGA